AUGUUUACUUGCAUAGCUUGUACGAAAGCAGACGGAGGUGAGGAAGUCGAAAAUGGCGCGCGUGGAGGCGCCACUCCCAAUACUAAAGAAGCCGUCAAAAGCCUAACCACACAGAUUAAAGAUAUGGCAAUGAAAUUCUCUGGUGCUUACAAACAAUGCAAGCCAUGCACUGGUUCCUCUAGCAGCCCCAUGAAGAAAGGACAUAGAUCGUUCCCAGAUUUCGACAAUGCUUCUGAAGGUGUUCCAUACCCUUACAUGGGUGGAAGCGCUGGUUCCACUCCUGCUUGGGACUUCACAAACUCCUCUCACAAUCCAGCGAAUCGGUCAGAAACAAGAUUCACUUCAAUCUAUGGCAACGACCGGGAAUCUAUCUCUGCUCAGUCUUGUGAUGUGGUGUUGGAUGAGGAAGGUCCAAAAGAGUGGAUGGCUCAAGUAGAGCCUGGUGUCCAUAUCACAUUCGCUUCGCUUCCUAGUGGAGGAAAUGAUCUGAAACGUAUCCGCUUUAGCCGUGAGAUGUUCGACAAGUGGCAAGCUCAACGGUGGUGGGGUGAGAACUACGACAAGAUCGUUGAGCUUUACAAUGUACAGAAAUUUAACCGCCAAGCUCUUCAGACGCCGGCAAGAUCCGAGGACCAGUCACAGAGAGAUUCAACUUACUCGAAGAUGGAAUCAGCGAGGGAAAGCAAAGACUGGACACCAAGACACAACUUCAGACCUCAAGGAGUUAAUGUCCCGCAUCACUUCUAUGGAGGCUCUAGCAACUAUGGACAUCAUGGAGGACCUCCAAUGGAUGCAGCACGAACCACAACAUCUUCCAGAGAUGAACCACCGUCCAUGAGCAAUGCUAGUGAAAUGCAGGCUGAGUGGAUCGAAGAGGACGAGCCUGGCGUCUACAUUACCAUCAGACAAUUAGCAGAUGGGACUAGAGAGCUACGUCGGGUUAGAUUCAGCCGGGAACGAUUUGGGGAAGUGCACGCAAAGACGUGGUGGGAGCAGAACAGAGAGAGAAUACAAACACAAUACCUCUAG
Messenger RNA from Microthlaspi erraticum, 1029 nucleotides. NCBI's taxonomy places the organism in Eukaryota, Viridiplantae, Streptophyta, Magnoliopsida, Brassicales, Brassicaceae. The record is from the annotation of a GenBank genome assembly.